Molecule: messenger RNA, 918 nt
Organism: Tribolium madens (black flour beetle)
Lineage: Eukaryota; Metazoa; Arthropoda; Insecta; Coleoptera; Tenebrionidae
Exons: 3
Coding region: 293-826 (177 amino acids)
Molecular function (GO): protein binding; serine-type endopeptidase inhibitor activity
Source: RefSeq, a predicted model, not a curated record
ACACAAUUACUUCUCUUUAAUCAAAUUCUUCGAAUGAGUGAAUAAUCCGACUAUUUAUGCUAAACUAUGAUUACAAAUAAUUACAACAAAUUGUCUGUUUCUUUUUAACAAUUCGCACGAAGUCAAGGUAAUAUCAAAAAGAAGCUCCUCACAUUCGUUAUCUUAGUCAUCAUCUUGCAGUGUGAGAGACAAGAUAUAAUAAAUCGUAAACCUGUUAGACACUCUUUUGCUUUUGUUAUAAACAAGCGUUCGUGCUAAACCGAUUUGUACCUAGUGAGUUAAGAAUCACAAAAUGAGGUCUUGCUUCUUCGUGUUUUUUGCAUUUUUGCAAGCAACUUUUGCCUACCGUUAUGAGCUUCCUCAAGACUCAAGAUAUAUCAACUUCCACAAUUUUGAUGUUUCUCGGAGGUCCAGUCGGCAACGUGGGGGCUUUGACUGGGACGAGCCACCAGAUUACGAUAAUAAUUUUAAUAAUCGACCAAUUUCAAACACGUUUAAUUGGAACCCAAGGCGGGUCGAAAACCAGGACUCGUUUAUCUUUGAAGAUGAUUUCGAAAAUCGAAAUUUCGUGACUACGCCAAGACCAACGUUCCAAGCUUUCCGAAGAACUACACAAAGGACCCCUUCGUCGACUAUUGCAAUUCCUGGCAUGGGGACUCCCCGGACUCCUUGCGAAGACCGCUGUUUGUCCACUCCUGAGUACAACCCUGUGUGUGGUGACGACAACAUGACUUAUUUCAGUAUGCAUCGGCUUAAUUGCGCCCGAAGAUGUGGCAAAAAGGUCAGCAUGAAGCACAUGGGGGCUUGUACAAGAAUCACGCAAUGAUGCUAAUUUAAUCACUUAACUGGUACAGAAUUUUAAUUAUAAAAGACUGAUUUAAUUUAACCAUUUUGUUUUUUAUCAAUAAAAACUAAAAC